AUGUCGGAACCAAUGGCCCAGGACACAAACAACGAACAGCAGCCUAUCUCUGCUGCCAGCACUCGCCCUACGAGAGUGUUUGGAGUCCCGUCGGCAGCAUCAAUUCCUGUCGCCCCAGCUCCCGCGCCGGUGCAAUACGUUUCAGCACCACGGGAGGAUUGGACGUGGGCUCCCAAGCCGUUUCUGUACGACGGCACGCCGGAUCUGCUUGUUCUGCAGAACUGGAUUCGCGCCGUUGAGCGAUUCUUGCGAACCCGCGACAUCGCUACCAAGAAGCAGGCUUGGACAGCCUACAAUUUUUUGACAGGCGCCGCGCUAGACCGCUGCGACGUAGACCCGCGAUUGCACCCAGGACUCGAGGAAGGCUCGCUCUCGUGGCUCGAGCUCAAGACCUACUUGAAGCGCUCAUUUACCCCAGGCGACGCCCUGAAGCGAUAUCGGCUUCAAUUCUAUGAGUGCCGACAGAAAGGGUCGGCGCUCGACUUCAUCACGGAGCUGGACCGAUUCCGUACGGUCCUCAAGUUGGAUGAAUGGUUGGUCCUCGACCAACUGGAGCGCGGAGCGAAGCCCAAUGUCGCCCGCGAACUUCGCAUGAGAAGGCCCGCGAACCUGGACGAGGCAAUCCACGUUGCGCUCUCGGUCCAAGAAGAUGUCCAAACUCGGUGCGAAGACGGUGGUCCCUUCAGAAGAGCCUGCAAAAUCGGUUAUCUCUCCCGGUCAGAUAGCUUUGAUAGAAUACUAGUGAUGUCGGUGCCGGAGCCAGGCGAAAAGGCUCAAAUUGGUGACCUCGACGACACAGAGGUCGGAAACAGAACGGAAGAACUCAACGAAGAGAACAUCCAGGACGCGUUGGACAUUCCACUGCCUGUGGUCUGUCGUCAACUAACAGUGGUCCCCUGGCGGUCGUUGAAGUGCCUGCCAGAACUGUCAUGGACCAUGCCUUAG
Schizosaccharomyces japonicus yFS275 is the source of this 945-nucleotide messenger RNA. RefSeq lists its product as hypothetical. The transcript is spliced from 2 exons. Bases 1 to 945 code for a protein of 314 amino acids. The record is from RefSeq and is a predicted model, not a curated record. Lineage: Eukaryota; Fungi; Ascomycota; Schizosaccharomycetes; Schizosaccharomycetales; Schizosaccharomycetaceae.